CUGGUAUGAUUGUCAUUUGUACCAAUAAUGAGCCAUAACUAGGUAAUUCGAUUAGGUAACGCACUACACAUUACCCUCGAGUUACGUGACGUAUGUAUAUGCUCUUAUGUGCAUACAUACGUACCUAUAGCAAGUUGUACGCUGAAAAUAGCAACUUCACGCCAGUGAUUAUGCGAAGAUAUUGGCGCGCGUUUAGUGACAGUGCCCUCCCCGAGGCGGCGGCAGAAAGUUGAGCGAUGCUCGCUCCCUUGAUUUUAUUGAGUGCGGGCGUCGCGGCGCUGGCGGGGCCGGCGGGCGCGGCGCGCGUGCUGGGCCUGUUCCCGCACUCGGGCCGCAGCCACCAGAUGGUGUUCGAGCCGCUGCUGCGCGCCCUCGCCGAGCGCGGCCACCACGUCACCGUCGUCUCCUUCUUCCCGCUGGACCAGCCGCCCGCCAACUACACCGACGUCAGCCUCGAGGGCAUCUCGCCCAUCGGCGUCGAGACCGUCAACAUCGAGGAGUUCGAGAGCUUGUACUCGCCGUACGCCUGGCCGCGGGUGCUCGGCGUGGACCGCGUGCUGAGCCAGUUCCUCGGCUUCCACCCGCUCGCUGAAAUGGCCGUCAACAUCUGCAGCAAGCUGGUGGAGCUGCCCACGCUGCGGGAGGCGCUGCAGAAGAAGUACGACGUGGUGCUCGUGGAGAACUUCAGCAGCGACUGCAUGCUGGGCCUGCUGCAGGCAUAUGGAGUCCAGGCUCCCAGGGUAGCGCUGCUGUCCAGCAACCUCAUGCCGUGGUCGGCGGAGCGCAUCGGCGCGGCCGAGCUCCCGUCCUACGUGCCCACCGUCAGCACAGAGUUCACUGAUAGAAUGACCUUUCUACAGCGAAUGGAAAACUCGUUCGUCAAGCUUGGAUUGAAGCAGUGGUUCCACUAUUUGAUACAGGAAAAAGAGCAGGAGUUGAUAGAGAAGAGCCUGGGCAAGAAGGUGGACCUGCAGGCGCUGGCCAAGAACACGUCGCUGAUGCUGGUGAACACGUUCCACGGGCUGAACGGGGUGCGGCCCACCGUGCCCGGGCUCGUGGAGGUGGGCGGCAUGCACCUGCAGCGAGCCAGGAAACCCAUACCGCCGUUCAUGGAAAAGUUCCUGGACGAGUCGCCAGAGGGCGUGAUCCUGUUCAGCUGGGGCUCGCUCAUCAAGACGGCGUCCAUCCCUCCACACCGGGAGCAGGUGCUGGUGCGCGUGCUGUCGCGGCUGCCGCAGCGGGUCAUCUGGAAGUACGAGGGCAGCGCUCCGGAGGGAAACCUGACGGGCAACAUUUUGCGGGUUAACUGGAUACCGCAGUAUGAGCUUUUGUUGCACAAAAAGGUGAUAGCAUUCAUCGCCCACGGCGGCCUACUCGGCAUGACGGAGGGCAUCUCGGCGGGGAAGCCCAUGCUCGUGGUGCCGUUCUUCGGAGACCAGCCCUGCAACGGCGCGGCGGCCGAGGCGGUCGGGCUGGGCACCGUGCUGCGGUAUGCCGACCUCAAUGAGGAGGCCUUCGGUGAAGCGGUUAGGAAGGUUUUGAGCGCGCCGAUGCGGCUUUCCGCUCGGCAAGUGUCCAAAAUCUGGCGGGAUCGGCAGACGGAGCCCCUAGAAACCGCUGUCUACUGGACAGAGAGGGUGGCGCGAUGGGGUGCCGCCUCGCCGCUGCACUCCUCCGCUCGGGACCUGCCCUUCUACGAACUAUACCUACUAGACAUACUGGCAGCCGCGCUUCUAGCUGUGGUGGCCCUUCUUAUAGUCCUUAGAAUAAUGGUCAAGAUGCUCAUGUAUUUUUUAGCGGCAUUGUUCGUCAAACAACCAAAGAAAAAGGUGCACUAGUUAAUCUGUGGUAACCUAAUGUGCUGCAGUUGUGUUGUGUGAUAGAUAGAAUAUGCGUACCUACCUAAGUUUAUAGUAUACCUAAACAAGAUACAUUUCUAGAUAGGUAUACCCAUAAUUUUAUUGAAACAAUGUGAUAAUUUAUGUUAGUUAAGAAUACAAUACAAAUGUAGAAGUCUAGUGUACCUACCUAUUUAUUUCCAACUUUAUGAAAUGUGAAAAAUAAAUCUAUUUACUUACUUAUUAAAUAUUAUUAUUAUACUUACGUAAGUACUAAUAAUCCACAGUGUAAAUUAUUCAAUAUACCUAUGUUCUAAAAUAAAAGUAUCA
Messenger RNA from Plutella xylostella (diamondback moth), 2168 nucleotides. RefSeq names its product UDP-glycosyltransferase UGT46A2 (gene UGT46A2). The record is from RefSeq and is a predicted model, not a curated record. NCBI's taxonomy places the organism in Eukaryota, Metazoa, Arthropoda, Insecta, Lepidoptera, Plutellidae. Gene Ontology annotation, molecular function: UDP-glycosyltransferase activity.